Messenger RNA from Fonsecaea erecta, 561 nucleotides. RefSeq lists its product as hypothetical. Gene Ontology annotation, biological process: protein N-linked glycosylation. The transcript is spliced from 2 exons. The record is from RefSeq and is a predicted model, not a curated record. Gene Ontology annotation, cellular component: oligosaccharyltransferase complex; membrane. Lineage: Eukaryota; Fungi; Ascomycota; Eurotiomycetes; Chaetothyriales; Herpotrichiellaceae. Bases 1 to 561 code for a protein of 186 amino acids.
AUGGCGAAGAAACCUGCAGCCCAGUCUCCCGCCACGAAAACACCUGCUCCUGUUGCCGCCUCCAAACCUCCUACCCCAGCAACACAGAGCAUCAAACCCUCGGGAUCGAGUACAGCACCUCCCAUUAAACCUGUACAGUCAAACACAUUGUCUCCCCGUUCGUCACCACACGAAAUUAUCGUCCAUGUCUGGAACAAAUACCUCCAAGAUACCCCUUCCCGGACGAUGCUGCUGGAUGUCUUCAUGGCCUGGCUAGUGGUGGUGGGCGGCCUGCAGUUCCUCUACUGUGUGCUGGCUGGCAAUUACCCCUUCAAUGCCUUCCUCUCCGGCUUCUCUGCUGCCGUGGGUCAAUUUGUUCUGACCGCUUCGUUGCGCAUGCAAACCUCCGAAAGACCACCAGCAGGCGCGUCUCCGGUAGCCAAAAAGUCGACGGCCAAGACCAUUGAUGGUGUGACGGGGGAGCUGGUCGAGACCACGAAGAUCAGUUCUGAAAGAGCAUUUGCAGACUUUGUCUUCGGGAGUUUGAUAUUGCAUGGGUUUUGUGUGAACUUCAUCAAUUGA